AUGGAAACCACGCAGGACGAUGUAUACCAAUUUGUGACAGAUUUCUUUACUUCUGGUGUGCUUCCCAAGGAGCUGAAUAGUACCCUCAUCUAUCUGAUUCCAAAGGUCCCUUCGCCGGAGCAUGCAGAGCAGUUUCACUCAAUCAGUCUGUGCAACACAGCAGUCAAGGUGAUCUCUAAAAUUUUUAGUGAUAGGCUGAAAAGUAUGCUGAAUGAUGUGAUCUCUCCCUACCAAUCGGCCUUUGUGCCUGAUCGUUUGAUCUCUGACAAUGUCUUUCUCGCCCAUGAGAUCUUCCACUACAUCAAGAGGCAAAAAAGGGACAAGAAGAAAUUGUUAGGGAUUAAACUUGACAUGAAAAAAGCUUAUGAUAGGAUGGAAUGGCCUUUUAUUAAGGAGAGCUUAAUUAGGAUGGGUUUCUGUGUAAAAUGGGUUGAGCUAAUCAUGAAAUGUAUUACAUCUGUUUCGUACUCUCUUCUUGUUAAUGGAGUGUUGAGUGCUAUUGUCGCUGAGGCGGGGCAGAAUCAGCUUGUUAGAGGCAUUUGGGUUCGUGGUCGUGCUCCCCCUAUCUCCCACCUAUUAUUCGCUGAUGAGUGUCUCAUGUUCUCGGAGGUGCAGUUGCAAGAAAUCAAUCAUUUGCAGGACUGUCUGGAGAAGUACUGUAAAGCUAGUGGCCAGGAGAUUAAUUUGAGUAAAUUGACCCUAACUUUUAGUCCCAACACCCCUACAAAGUUCAAAAGAUGGUUCUCUCGCAUACUAAAGAUCCGAUACGGUGAUGGUCCAUCCAAAUAUCUGGGUUUAUCGGCCGAGAUUGGAAUCUCAAAGGCGGAGGUUUUCAAGGACAUCACUGAUAGAACUUGUAAGCGGGUUCAAGGUUGGAAGUAG
Molecule: messenger RNA, 882 nt
Organism: Telopea speciosissima
Lineage: Eukaryota; Viridiplantae; Streptophyta; Magnoliopsida; Proteales; Proteaceae
Exons: 2
Coding region: 1-882 (293 amino acids)
Source: RefSeq, a predicted model, not a curated record